GUAGCCUCUUAACCGGAAACGGCCGUCUGCCCCGAAAUCUGUUGUUUUAAAAAUUACAAUUGCACAACAAAUUGAAAUAUUGUUAAGCCUUUAGUUUGCUAAUCUUAGAAAAAUUUAUUGCAUCCAAUCCAUUUUUUUUAAAUCUAACCGAAUUAUUAUUGUCAUCAAGGACAUGCCAAAACAUCCAAGAGGAAUUCUUGGUGUGCCAAAGGACCCGUCACGACAGAUCUUGUUCUCAUUCCACGCCCGAGAUGGUGAGGAAUGGCCCUCAGACGAGGAGGAUUCCGACUACUCUCCAGGAUUUGACUCGGAUUCUGACCGUGAACGUAAAUCGGCUAAACAAAUAAACAAGAAGAGGAAAUCAAACACUCAGAAAAUCAAAAAUUCUUCGCCAAAAAAGAGGAAAAGUUCCACUGUAUUGUCUACAGUAGGAACUUCACAAGCUAACUCACCAGCCAUUGUCCCCAGUUUGCCCCCAGAACUCUGGUACAGAAUUUUCCAGAUGAUUGUCCGCCAGGAAGGAGCACUGCCAUUUCUUCAGAGAGCCCAGAAAGUGUGCCCCCAGUGGGCCCAUUUGGCGACACAGCCGGAGCUCUGGGAGAGAGUGGACAUGUCCCUGGGCAUAUACAACGGGUGGAGAAAGCUAACACAUGCAGGGUUCACACGUUUCUGUCAGAGCCGACUGUCUGCUUGCAAGCAUCUCAACCUGUCCAAUUGUGUUUUCAUGUCCAAGCCAUGGGCUGUCAAGGCCAUUCAAGACCACUGCACACAGCUUGAGAGUUUGAACCUGUCCCACUGUAACAAGCUGCCCAAUGGCUCUUUGGAGCAACUGUUUCAACACCUGACACACCUAAGGGAUGUUGACCUGUCAGCAACAACUUCAGAUGCUGUGUCAAUAAAGACACUCUCGGUUCUUACCUUGACAUGUGCAGAGCAGCUGACGAGGAUAAGCCUUGCUGACAACCGCCUUGUUAGCGUUCAGAGAUUGGCCGAAUGCUUUAAGGAAUGCAAAUAUUUACAACACCUGGACUUGAGCAAUUCCAAGCUGUCCAUGCAGACAGUGAACAUUGAGCAUCUUCAACAGACGUUUCCCCAACUGAAGACCCUGUACCUCUCCAACACAUCGAUCGCAGCUCUCGAUGUAACGCUUGAUGUGGAAACUGCAAGUGCUGGAUUUCCCCACCUUGAAGAAUUGAGCGUUGCUUGUACAGACUCCUCUAUGAUCUCGCAGUCUUUCAUUUGGCGGAUGUUGAAAGGGUCUACUAAACUUCGACUGUUGGACAUGCGGGGUUGUACCCAGAACCAUGUGGUCAAUGCACUGACCAACAUUCCAGCCACGGAUGUGGAGCAGCUUUAUCUGGGGCGCAGUCAGGCCAGGUCAUGUAGGGAGUUGGAAAUGAUUAUCAGAAAGUGGCAGCACAGCCUCACCGACUUGGACCUGUCCGGGAUGACGUUCCCGGACCAGGAACUGGCUGACAAUCUUGCUGCUCUCCUUCCUGCGGGAGGCUCCAAUGACAGGCUGCACACACUGAACCUCUCAGGAACAAACGUUACCAUGCACACACUCAGGUCCCUCUUACCAAAACUGCCCAAUCUCAGGGAGCUGUGGCUGAGUUCCUGUAGGGAGCUUGAAAGGGGCUGCAAAAGGGACUAUAAAACCCCCGCUGAAAUACGGGAGCUUCAAACAAGCCUCUAGAUAGUGGAGAGUUGUGAAAAGGGAUUUACCUUUUUUUCGUAAUACCUUAUUACACAUGAAUAUACAUAAUUUUAAUACAUGUAUUUUUUAUUUUUUUAACAUAUCCGUAAUAUUUGUUGUUAUUUAAGUAUUUUUAUAUUGUAAUACAACCAACUUGCCAGAGACAUAAAACAUAUGUUUUUGCUUUAUUAAUACUUGUUAACAUGUAUUUUUAGAUAGUUAAAAUUAGCAACAACAUAAACAGUGGAUAUAAGUAAACAUAUGCAUCCUUGAUGUUGAUUAAUAAGUUGUCCAUGGCUGCAAAUGUUUGUUCACUGCCCUAUGAGUAAUGUGAUUUGUAUGUAUGUAUGUAUACGAAUGCAUGAACUUGUUUAUAUGUCUUUUGUGAAGUAAAUACAGCCUUAAAAUUAGGUAUAUCAUAUAACUAUUCAGAUGUUUGUGUACAUACAGAAGCAAGGGAAUACAGAUCUGUAAUCAAAUUUAUGUCAGUAAUCUUAAUGUGUUUUAAGCAUUUACAGUCAGAUAAGUUAUUUUGGCACUUUGCUUCCUACAUGGUGCACAUAUUUGUAAUGAUGCUAAUAUAAACUUCACUGUUUUGCGGUUUAGUUCAACUGACAGAAUGGUUUUAUUCUAAAAUAAAGUUUUGUGGUCGGUGUCAGUUUGUAAUAUAUAAUAUUUGUUCCUUUGCACAGCAAUAUAUUCCCAAAAACUUAAAUAUAACUGCUUGAGAUAGAAAUUAACAAGACGUGCACUGGAUGUUCUUGAUAGAUCAUUAAAAAGUUUUUGAUUUAGAAGACUAUUUCAACCUCAGUUUGUCAUGGCAUAAAGAGUCAAACUUCUCCAUUUUUUUAUGUGCUUGGCCAAAAUUUACAAUUGAUAUGGAAAAAUGCUUUGUUUAUUUGCCCAGAGCUGCAUCUACUCAUGCAGGGACACAAACAGCGAUUGGCCUGUCUGUCCAUCUGUUCGUCAAAGAUUAAACCAAUAUAAGUCUUAUAACAUCAAAAUGCUUGCUACAAAGCUUUUAAAGCCUUUGAAACUUGCAUGGAUGAUGUCAUUGUACAGUAUCAAUCCAUCCACAUUACCCGACCUCAUUUUGACCUUGAAAUUUACCCACAUUUUUAUUUAGACUAAUGUAGAAGGUCCAAAUUCUUGGGUAACUGAAAAUGACACAUUUCAUCUAAUACCAAUAAUGCUUCAUGAAAAGCUUUCCAAAAAGGUUGUCUAUGAACUCCCGCAACACAGCCACCCUGAGAUCAUCCUGCAAAUGUCACUAUAGCGAGGUAUUAUACCCUGGGAUCAUCGUUAAGAUGUUUUUAUAUAGUGGGAUAAUACCCUGAGAUCAUCCUGCAAAUGUUAUUAUAUAGUGGUAUAUUACCCUGAGGUCAUCCUGCAAAUUUCACUAUAGAGAGGUAUUAUACCAUGGGAUAAUCCUGCAAAUGUGAUUAUAUAGUGGUAUAUUACCCUGGGAUCAUCCUACAAAUGUCAUUAUAUAAUGUGAUAAUACCCUGAGAUCAUCCUACAAAUGUCAUUAUAUAGUGGUAUAAUACCCUGGGAUCAUCCUGCAAAUGUCAUUAUAUAGUGGUAUAUUACCCUGGGAUCAUCCUACAAAUGUCAUUAUUUAGUUGAUAAUACCCUGAGAUCAUCCUACAAAUGUCAUUAUAUAGUGGUAUAAUACCCUGGGAUCAUCCUGCAAAUGUCAUUAUAUAGUGGUAUAAUACCCUGGGAUCAUCCAACAAACGUCAUUAUAUACUACUCAAAAUUUGCUAAGGAUCACUUUUUAUUUUCACAUUGUCUUCAAUUUAAUUAUCCCCCGCCAGAGGCGGAGGGAUAUUGUUUUGGCGUUGUCCGUCCGUCCGGCACUUUUGUGUUCGGAGCCAUAUCUUGGAAGUGCUUUGGCGGAUUCCAUUGAAACUUGGUAUGAGUAUAUAUAUGCAUAAGAGGAUGAUGCACGCCAAAUGGCAUUGUACACCAUCUGUUAAAAACAGAGUUAUGGCCCUUUGUAUCUUGAAAAAAUGCUUUUUACUAUAGGCACUUUUGUGUCCGGAGCCAUAUCUUGAAAGUGCUUUGGCGGAUUUCAUUGAAACUUGGUAUGAGUAUAUAUAUGCAUAAGAGGAUGAUGCACGCCAAAUGGCAUUGUACACCAUCUGUUAAAAACAGAGUUAUGGCCCUUUGUAUCUUGAAAAAAUGCUUUUUACUAUAGGCACUUUUGUGUCCGGAGCCAUAUCUUGGAAGUGCUUUGGCGGAUUUCAUUGAAACUUGGUAUGAGUAAUUAUAUAUGCAUAAGAGGAUAAUGCACGCCAAAUGGCAUUGUAUACCAUCUGGUUAAAACAGAGUUAUGGCCCUUUGUAUCUUGAAAAAAUGCUUUUUACUAUAGGCACUUUUGUGUCCGGAGCCAUAUCUUGGAAGGGCUUUGGCAGAUUUCAUUGAAAGUUGGUAUGUGUAUAUAUCCCGCGCCAGAGGCGGAGGGAUAUUGUUUUGGCGCUGUCCGUCCAUCCGUCCGUCACUUUUGAGUUAUUGUCCUCCGUCCGUCCAUCUGUCAGUAUGUUCAUCCGUCCGAUUUGCACCCAUCCUCAAACAAAGCAUAUGUUGCGGGGGAUAUCAAUUCUACAAAUUUGCUUGUUUAAUUUAAAUUGUUAUUUUGCAGGUUUUGAUAUAAGAAUGUGUGUUUUUAUUUUAUUUUUAUGUAUUGAUUUAUCAUUGAUGUGUGACGCUGGCUGAAUCUAGCUAGGGGUGAAUUUCAAAAUACACAUUCUAUAAAAAGUGAUCCUUAGCAAAUUUUGAGUAGUAUAUUUUUAGAUAAUACACUGAAAUCAACCUUAAAUGUCAUUAAUUAGUGGUACAAUACCCGGAUAUCAAAUGUCAUAAUAUAGUGUGAUAAUACGCUGAGAUUAUACUGCACAUUUAAUUUUAUAGUUGUAUGAUACCCUGGGAUCAUCAUUGAAAUGUAAUUAUAUAGAGGUAUAGUACCCUUGAACAUCCUACAAACGUCAUCAUAUAUUGGUAUAAUACCCUGUGAUCAUCCUACAAACGUCAUACACUGUGAUAAUACCGUGGGAUCAUCCACAAAUGUAAUUAUAUUGUGGUAUACUUUCUAGAGAUCAUCCUGCAUAUGUCAUUAUAUAGUGAAUUAAUACUCAUAGAUCAUCCUAGAAAUGUCAUUAUAUAGUGGUAUAAUACUCUUAGAUCAUCCUACAAAUGACAUUGUAUAGAGGUAAAAUACCCUGAGAUCAUCUUACAAAUGUAAUAAAAAUACCCUGAGAUCAUCCUGAGAAUGUAGGUAUAUUGUGGUAUUAUACCCUUAUAUCAUCCUACAAAUGUCAUUUUAUAGUGAUAUAAUACAUUUUUGUCAUCCUGCAAAUGUCAUUAUGCAGUGGUUAUUAACCAUGAGAUCAUCAUAAAAAUGUCAUUAUAUUGUAGGAUAAUAAACCUAGAUCAUCAUGCAAAUAUCAUUAUAUAGUGGCAUAAUAUACGGAAAUCAUCAUGCAAAUAUUAUUUUAUAGUUGUAUAAUACAACGAGAUUAUCUUGCAAAUGUCGUCAUAUAGUGGUAUUAUACCGUUAGAUCAUCCUCAACAUGCCAUAAUAUAGUUGGAUAAUGAACUGAGAUCAUCUUGCAGAUGUCAUUACAUAGUGGUAUAAUACCCUGAGAUCAUCCUACAAAUGUCAUUAUAUAGUGGUAUUAUUCCCUGGGAUUAUCAUAUAAAUGCCUUUAUAUAGUGGUAUUAUACCCUGAGAUCAUCCUUCAAAUAUCAUUAUAUAGUGGUAUACUACCAUGACAUCAUCCUGAAAAUGUCAUUAUAUAGUGGUUUAAUACCAUGGGAUAAUCUUGCAAAUGUCAUUAUAUAGUGGUAUAAUACCCUGAGAUCAUCCAACAAAUGUCAUUAUAAAGUUGUUUAAUACCAUGGGAUCAUAAUACAAAUGUCAUUAUAUAGUGGUAUAAUACCCUGAGAUCAUCCUACAAAUGUCAUUAUAAAGUGGUAUAAUACCCUGAGAUCAUCAUACAAAUGUCAUUAUAUAGCAGUAUAAUACUCUGAUGACAUCAUCAUACAAAUGUCAUUAUAUAGUGGUAUAAUGCUCUGAGAUCAUCCUUCACAUGUCUUUAUAAAGCAGAAUGAUGAGUGGCUUAUUUUUCGGAUGUUAAAAAGUGCGGACAUUCUCAUCUCGCGAUUAAGUUUCAUAAUUAAAAGAUGCUUCCGUUUUUGUUAGUUUUGACCCCAGAUACAUCAUUUGAAAAAACGUAUAAGAAGAAAAGAGGAAAUUUAUUUCAAGUAACACACCAAAUAUCAAACCCCUGACCAUUGUGGUUUCAAAGAAGAAGAUUUUUGAAGUUAUCGAUAUUUACUUUACAAGUUGUAAAUUAGUCCCUGGAUGUGGCAAGACUUGACCCCAGGGGGCAUGAGUUGAACAACUGAAGCAGUGGACUAUUAUGAGAAGUUCCAUUCAAAGUUUUCAGUGACACACAUUUUUUUAUAUAAUUAAACAAGUAACACUUCGGGCUGGGUCAAAAAAAGGAAUGAUUUUAACAAAGUUGUUUCAGGACCAGUGUACGAUGUUAAACAAAACAUAAAUCCCUGCCUUAACGUUUUGAGAGAUUUUUUUUAAAAUAUAUGUCUUAAAUUAUUUCUUCAUAAUUGGGUGUUGACAGUUUUUCCCGAGGGACGAUAUUAAAUAAACUUGGUAGAGGACCACAAUACAAUGAUACAUGCUAAAAACUAUUUGCCUUGCGAGUUCAGAGAAGACAUUUUUAAGUGUUUGCGCCAUACAUAUAAAGCAAGUAACCCUCAGGGAGGGGCAAAUCUGUACCCCGGGGGAUUAUUUAAAAAAAACUUAUAAAACUUCGGUUCGUCCGAACGAUCAAUAAGAGUGACUUCUAAAUAAUCCCUCCUUAAACUACUUUCACCUUAAGUCGUAUUUUGGAACGGAUAGAAUCAAUUUCGAAUUCAGUUGAAAUAUCAUGAGCACGAUUGUUCUGAAUGUUUCAUAAUGAUUUGGCAAAACGUUUGACUUAUAGAUUGUUCACCCACAUAAGGAAAACUCUUUGCCCACAGUCACUCAUAUUUUUCAGUAGACCUGAACCUUUUUCAAACUCAACAGAUACACCAUUUAAAAAAGCUUUCUUAGCAAGUUUCAUGAGUAAUUAGUCAUGUUGCUACAAUAUUUCUGGAAAAUAAAUGGUAUUCUGUCAGAUAUAAUUUGAAAUGAAUUCUUAACAUUGCCUCUUUGACCCAGUACAAUGUAUUAAUAAUACUGACUAUGUAAUGCAUGAUAGUUUAUUUAUAUUUGGCUCAAGCAAUGGUUGUGCUCCAAUGGUAAUCACACUUUAUGGGAUAUAAUUACAAUUAAUCUGAUUUCAGGCAUAAAUGACAUUUGUGCAAAGAGAGCUGAAGUCCACAAGUAGAUUCUUCAAGAGGAAGAGGAGAAGCAAAAACUGCAAAAUGACAUUCGAAUCCUGACAGAGAGCCUCGCAAAGGUCAAUGAGAGCCUGAGUAAAAAGAUGGCUUCAAGGAAUGAGUUUGACAAAACCAUCGCUGAAACUGAGGGUGCAUACAUGAAGAUACUGGAAAGUUCACAGACCCUUUUGAACGUAUUAAAGAGGGAGUCACAGAGUUUAAGAGAAAAGUCUUCAGCGAAGCCUAGUGCAACACCAAUGUUCUGAUGAAUAAAUCAUGCUUCUAAUCCUGCCCUUUUCACUGAUAUCACUUGUUGAUGUUGAUGAUUUAAAACCCUCUUCACAGAAACAAAAACCCUGCAGUCUUUAUUAAUGUAUUACAGGCAUUUGGCUGAAAUUGAUGCCAUAUUAUAGCAUUUCUUACAUGACAAAGUUAUUGCAUUGUGUUUAAUUUUUUAUGCCCCCGAAGGUUGGCAUAUAGUGAUCGCACUGUCUGUCUGUCCGUAACACUUUAAAAAAAAUGCUCAUAACUUCUAUGUCGCUUCAGAUGAAACCUUCAUAUUUGGUAUGCAUGUGUACAUGGACAAGGCCUUUUCAUACGCACACAAAUUUUGACCCCUUGACCUUGAACUUAGGGUCCACGUUUAGGUUUCGAAAUCUGCGUUUGCGUUUCGAAAAAUGCUCAUAACUUCUAUGUAGCUUCAGAUGUAACAUUCAUAUUUGGUAUGCAUGUGUAUAUGGACAAGACCUUUCAAUAACCAAAAGAAUUUUGACCCAUGUGACCUUAACCCUUGGGCCUGUGUUAAGGUUUUGAAAUCAGCGUUUAGGUUUUGAAAAGUGCUAAUAUAUCUCUAUGUCUCUUGAAGUAUAACCUUCAAAUUUGGUAUGCAUGUGUAUAUGGAAAACACCUUUUCAGACACACAAAAAUCUUGACCCCUGUGGCCAUGACCUUGAAGUUAGGGUCGGCAUUUAGGUUUCGAAAAUUUGUUCUCUUAUUUAGCUGUCUUACACAACUAUCAGAGUGUUUUUCGGGGGCAUAUGUCAUGCUAUGGAGACAGCUCUUGUUUCUUAUUUUUUCCUCAUAAUUGAAAUAAUUAUAAAUCAUUUGGUAGUUCUUGUAUAUGGUAUUUGAGGUUUAAUGCUUCAAUGUUGUGCCUAUAUUUUUUACACGUUUCCUGUAUGGUUCUAUAAUAGUAAACAACAAGAUCUGCGAACUUCCUCAACAAUAUUGGGUAGAUCUAUAGUAUCAAAUAGCAUGAGAUCUUAAACAUCUGCAAUUAUAGAUGGACAUAUUGUAUUAAAUGAGUGUUUAGACUGUAUGGUUCAGGCCUCGUGUUCACAAAACAUUUUUGCAAUCGAAAAUCGAUUUUAACUGACAUCGAUUUUCAUUUUUGCCUAUUAACUACAAUACAAUGGAAAUCCAUUUAAAAUGUCAUGCAAAGUCGAUUUUCGAUUGCAAAAACUGUUUUGUGAACAAGGGGCCACUUAUACUCAUAGUAAUUGUGAUAUUGUGUAUCAUUCAUUUGUUCCAUUUUUUUAUUUGUACACAUGAGAUAGAGGUUAUGUUUGAUGUUGGUGAAAUUACCCAGUUUGCAGAAAUGUACAACAAAGCCACGUGGCUGUCAGUCCAAUUGUUUGCAGUAAAUCUAAGGAUUAUU
Messenger RNA from Dreissena polymorpha, 8741 nucleotides. RefSeq names its product F-box/LRR-repeat protein 6-like. The record is from RefSeq and is a predicted model, not a curated record. The transcript is spliced from 11 exons. Gene Ontology annotation, molecular function: protein binding. The coding region runs from base 173 to 1696 and encodes 507 amino acids. Lineage: Eukaryota; Metazoa; Mollusca; Bivalvia; Myida; Dreissenidae.